AUGUCUACGAAGGAUCCUAAAGAGGAAUACAACAUACAGGAGACGUGGGAAAGGGUGUGUGCAUCAUUUGCAGAAUCAACAAAGAUAAACCUCACCGAUUCUCCGAAAUAUACGCCCGACGACGUUAUUGAGCAGAUUCGCGCGAGACAGGAGGAAGAAGAUGAGAAAAAUGCAAAAUAUAAGGCCGCCAAAGAUGCGAUUGGCAAGACUGUGAAGUGCAUCAUGCUUCUUGGUGGUAUAGCUGCUCAGGGUGCCAGUAUGGUUUUCGCGCCUAGCAGUCUCUGUUUCAAUGCGAUCUCCUAUCUUCUUGACGCUGGCAUGAAGUAUAAACGCAUUUUCAGUAGUUUGUCCGAACUCUUCCGACGUGUUUCCGACGUCCUAGAGCGUUGCAAGAUUUAUCUCCGUUUACCUCCAGAAACAAUUGACAUCUUACUCCGCAAAAUAAUCAACGAAGAGAUGCUAUGCUUUGUUGAUAUCUGUGCAUUGUCCAUAAAGGUUCUUCGGGGCCACAAAGUCUUCACUGCCCUCAAGGUGAUUGCCUUCGACAGUGAUGAAGGCGUGAGUUGUCAACUGAAUCGCCUGAAGGAUCUGGCGGAGCGUGAAGACCAGAUUCGCGCAACACUUGGAUUUGAAAAGCAACUUCAAUCGCACAACUUGCUUUUAGAGAGCGCCGAAGGAAACAGGAAGAUCCGUGCGUCCAUGGAUAUGGUACUCAGUCUUGAAGAGAAGAGAGACAUGGAAAGCGCUCAGAAGACUCUUUUGACUGCCAUUGAUGCCAGUCUCGAUGACGCUAGUAAGGAGUACAAUCGUAUCCUGGAAGAUUACAGACAAACUUUGAGCGCAAGAGUCCAAGAAAGUGGGAAAUGGCUGCAAACCGAUCGUUCUUACAUCGCGUGGGUGGGUGGUGUUUCAACACCCUUUUCAAUUCUGGGUCUCUCUGGGGCUGAGGGACAUGGGAAGUCGUUCUUGUGUGCAACUAUUUUCGAAAAUCUUCAGGAGAUAUCUUCGCAUAUUGGAGAAGAUCUCUCAUGCACUUCCUCCGCUUUCUAUGCAUUUGGAAAUCAGAGCACGUCUCUGAUGAAGGCCCUCAAAGUUCUUUCAUGGCAAAUUGUCAACACAGACAUCGUCUACCGUAAGACCAUCAGUUUUUCGAAUUCAAUAAGCAAACUUGAUCUCCCGACUCUUUGGGAAACAUUAUUUGCUAAGCUUUAUAAAGGCGAUUCGACCUGCUUUCUCGUGCUUGACGGGGUUGAAAAUAUGGAUAGCAAGAGCUUAAAAGAGUUCACGCAGAUGUUAGCGGAGUUGAAAUUGACUUCAGCAAAUUGGCCACGAUUCAAACUCCGCCUCCUAUUGUCGAGUAGAGAUGAGACUAUGCACAAAAUUCAACAUGAUCUGGGAUUAAACAAUAUAUCGGUGAUUGAGGUGGCGUCGAAAAAUAAAGAUGAUUUGGAGAGGUUCAUUGAUAAUGGUAUUGAAAACAUGCCAAUUUUUGAAAAGGCAUCGAAACAACCCGAGAUUCUUGAGCUUCGAAAAAUGAUCCUGGAAACUCUUACCGAAAACACUGGUGGAGACUUUGUCAACGCAAAACUCCUUCUCGAUGAAAUUAGCGGAAAGCAACGACCAAGUGAGAUCACAGACAUUUUAUCUCGCUCCAGGGGCAAUCGUUCAGACACAAUAGCCAGGAAAAUUGAAGUGCUCAACGAUACUCUCACUGCAACGGACAUCUCAGACUUGAAUGAGCUUCUCAUGUGGGUUGUAUUUGCCAAACGAAAGAUGUAUGUAGAAGAGCUGGAAACCGUGGUACGUUCUAGAGCGACCGAGACAAGCCUCUGGCCUCUCGAGGACAAGAUCACGCAAUCUUACUCCCCAUUACUUCGGAUUAUUCGUGAGAAAUUCUGCCAGCAGGAUAUCGCACCGAUCUUGAAGGUAGGGCUGGUAUCCAGCUCCAUUGAAGAAUUCUUGCGUAUGGAAGCAAAAUCUGGAUUUUUGGCAAGGACGCGGAAUACAACAACCUCCGACACCGUCCACGAAUUGGAGGUUGGUAUCGUUCGCCGAUUCCUCGAGUCUGUCUGUGAUCCCAAAUUGUACAGCAAAUUUGGAUUUGAGGAGUUCUUUCAGCAAAAGCUUAGGGGAAGCCGUGGUCGGGUUGGAAUUGACCUAGAGGCUGCCCACUCAAGAAUUCUGACGACAUGUUUGGAAACCAUACUUGCUGAUGAAUCAUCCACUUUGAAGCGGCUUAUCCCCUAUGCAGAAAAGUACUUCACCGAUCAUCUCAAGAUGGUGGAUCUCUCUCUGAUCCAACCCGAAUCUAAAAUUUCAAUUGGCUUGCAAUUGAUGCGGCUUUUGACGGAUUAUACAAUCAUUGAACGAUUGUGUCCGGAGGGUUCCUAUUACACACCUCACCACUGGCUAUACAGCGAUGACAACGCCGAAGUGGCGCUCCGUUGGUUGCAAGAUUCUGCAGUGUUGAAAUGCUUUUCCACUGAGCAAUCUGAGUGGGUGAAAAGCCUCAGUUCCAAAGCUGAACCCGAUACGGACAUCCUCGAGCAUAUUGCAAGAUAUUUUGCGCGCAAAUGGCUGCAAGGAGACGAAAAUGACAACAUGGCGCCCUUUCUUUGGGUGUAUGCAUAUUUCAAAAAGAUUGAAAAUCGGAAGAACCCGGAAAUCAAAAGACUGUCACAGGGGCCUUCCAUGAAAGACAUAGAGGCAUCGCAGGUUCUUGACGCUGCAAAGUGGGCUCAAACAUACAUUGGAUUGCAUGACUUGGGAUACGAAGGAAACUGCCAUAUAGCGUACACGUUGCGGCAAUGUGGAAAGAUCAAUGAAGCUAUUGAGCAAUUCAGGCUGGCUUCAUCACUACAGCAUGGAAGCUGGAAUGCAAAGAAAGGGAUGGCAGAUUGUUACGCCUCUCAGAAAGAAUACGAUCUCGCAAUCGCAACCAUGGAAGACGCAGUGAUUGAGCUCGAGAAAACCGACAUGGAGGACAAAGAAGAGUUUGUUUCAGAAAUGCAUUGCAUGAUUGCCGAAUGGAAUGCAGAUGCAGGCUAUAUCGAUGUCGCGAUUCAGAGAUACCAGGCCUUAAUUCAAAGUUUCCCGAUGUACACGUGGGGCUCGUCUUGCGAGGUGAUUGGACUGUUACAUAGACGGAAAGACUACGAACGCAUGCUAGGAUUUAUAAAAACAUUCGACGACCUGACCAUGUACUCAGAUGAUGAAUCAUCUACUGAGGAUGAGGCUCUCACACCGCAGGCAUCUCUUUUUAAGUUUGUGGGCGUUGAAGAUGUUUUUGCGGAAGCAGUAUUUGCCAUGGUGUCCACCGGAAGAGGCUUUGACAUUGUCCUCAAGGGCUACCAGACAGCCAUCGCUGCGAUCAAACAGCAGGUUGCCAAGGAAGAGGAUUGGAAGAGAUCCGAUCAAGGAUUGAUGAUGCACCAGCUUGCCUUUAUCUGCUACUUCUGUGAAGAGAAAGACCAAGAAAGACGAGAGUUUGCCAUUGACCUAUGGUUGAAGGUUUUACAAUUAGAGGAAACGGUCGAGGAUUGGUUACUUCUCCAGGUAAAACAAACUGUUCGAGUUCAAGUGGCAGUUGCCUACUUCACUGAAUCCCAGAGGGACUCGGGAUCUCCUACUCUUUACCUAGAACAGCUUCAGCAAAUGGCCACCUUGGACAGUACCCUUGACCAUUGUCACCGCCGACGAGAUGGGGCAUAUCCAAAACAGUUGAUUGCGAGAUACCAUACCCUCCAUGGUGACGAGAGGAGUGCUAUCAACACACUUCGAAUCAAUAUCAAAGUCAACCUUGAUAUUCUUGAGGAUGAUGAUCCACUGAACGAUUGGCAGGGAUUUCUGGGUUUGGCCAAAAAUUUCAUGUUUGCUGGUCAAGACGACGACUCCCUGGCAGCAUGGUCAUUAAUUACUCCGCAAGACAGAACGAAUCACAAAACAACAGAACCUUCAACCAGCGGUGUGCCUAAAGAUGAGCUGAAAGGACCAUUACGGGAGGAUUGCUAUGCCAAUUGUCACACAUUUUGGACAUUUGCAAAUGAUAUAUAUGUGUGCCGGGAAUGUGAUUCUGUCCAUUUUGACUCCCACUGCCUGGCAAAGCUGCGGGCGGGAAGCUUGGAUAGUUGGUGCUGCAACAAAAAUCAUGAUAUGUUACACGUUCCAGCAUACGACCCCUCGGAGCGGCAGAGAAUCGGUGAUGGGAAUGUCAAAGUUGGACAAGAGAUUAUACAAGUUGAUGAAUGGCUCCAGAGGAUUAGAGUGAAAUGGGACAUCAAGCCUGCUCACUAG
Messenger RNA from Penicillium malachiteum, 4293 nucleotides. RefSeq lists its product as uncharacterized. The record is from RefSeq and is a predicted model, not a curated record. Lineage: Eukaryota; Fungi; Ascomycota; Eurotiomycetes; Eurotiales; Aspergillaceae. Gene Ontology annotation, molecular function: protein binding. The coding region runs from base 1 to 4293 and encodes 1430 amino acids. The transcript has 3 exons.